Physella acuta is the source of this 795-nucleotide messenger RNA. RefSeq names its product carbohydrate sulfotransferase 11. Gene Ontology annotation, molecular function: sulfotransferase activity. The record is from RefSeq and is a predicted model, not a curated record. Gene Ontology annotation, biological process: carbohydrate biosynthetic process. Lineage: Eukaryota; Metazoa; Mollusca; Gastropoda; Physidae. Gene Ontology annotation, cellular component: membrane.
AGCUCCUGUACUGCGCUAUCCCUAAAGUGGCCUCCACGACGUGGCGCCGCAUCUUCAUCCUCCUCUCCGGCAACAUCAAGACAAAGGACCUCGCCUCCAUCUCGGCCAACGACGUCCAUCACAAGUACGCCAAGAACUUGACCUACUUGAGCGACUUCCCCCGGGAGGGCAUCGUACGGCGCAUCAACACCUACUUCAAGUUCCUCUUCGUCCGGGAACCGUUUGAACGAAUUUUGUCCGCUUUCAGGAACAAGUUCCUCACAAACACCAACUCGUCGACGUAUUUUAAACGAGCGUUCGGUCGAAAAAUUAUAAACACUUAUCGACCUGACGCGUCGUUGAAUCAUAACGGCGAGGGGCUUUUGUUCGAAGAAUUCAUCGCAUAUCUUACGGAUUAUAAAUCCGUUAUAAAAACAAACGAACAUUGGGAAAGGUUUCAUAUACUUUGUAAUCCCUGUCUUAUAAACUACGAUUUUAUCGGAAAACUUGAAACUAUCGAAAGAGAUUCCCAAUUCGUCUUGGAUAAAAUGUCGCUAUCGGAGUGGAUAAAGUUGCCUUCCAGAUCGGAACUCAAGUACGCCACGGAAUUAACGAACUCUUUCAUGGAAGAAUUCUACGGGAACGUGUCCCGGCAUUCGAUUGUGCAGUUGUUUAAAAAGUACCAAGCAGAUUUUCUUAUAUUUAACUACACUGUGCCUCAGGUAAUACGAAACUUGAUGCUGCGGAAGCGAGAUAAGGAAUGAAGUUUUUUGAAUGCUGCCUCAAGGCUUAGUCACAGAAAUAAUAAUGUUUACG